GUAAAGCACAACAUUUUAUACUGAGUUUCCUGCGCUUAUCUUCCUUGUUUACUCCGGUGGGUACGCUCAAUAUUGUCCACCGGGCCACACAUCACAUUUCCCUAUCAGAAGGGACAACAGGAAGUAUGCUGAGGGUUUUGAAAGAAUCAAAUCUCUAUCAAAAUUGGCACAAGAUCAUUGGUGACAAAUAUGCGUAUGCACUAUCUUACAACACUGAAUGGGUCCAUGAAUGCUCCCCGUCCUCCCCACUUAUUAGUAGUGGAAGCUUCAACACUGGAGGCUCAGGAGUAGAGUCCUCUGACCAAUGGGACCAGUGGGAACCAAUUGUCCAUGGGGUCUCAUCGGCCUACCAACACCUCAUGGUGGACCAACUCAUAGAGGACCUUGACUCCACCACAGGAGAUAUUCCAGUCACUGUCACCCCACAGACUGGCAAACAUGGUGGAAGCUUCCUCUGUAAAAGCCCAGAGGGAAAGCUCCCUGACUCCAACAAAUGGCAACCCCUGGCGCGCAGAUAUUUAACUGCCACCAUCCAACUCCUCCUGGCCAGGGAGGAUGUCAACAUCCCUACCUCAGAGAUUGAGCCAAACAGUGAUGCCCACUCUACUGAUAUUAAUUUAGCGGUCACCAAGGACUGCAGCAAAGUUUUGACUGAACCUGAUAAUGAUGACAAGCACUCUAUGGCCCUUGAUCAAGUGCAGAUCCAUAUUACUGAGGUGUCGUCCAAUGACAAGGAAUUCUCAACAUUCAAUUACAUUUAA
Coregonus clupeaformis (lake whitefish) is the source of this 761-nucleotide messenger RNA. RefSeq lists its product as uncharacterized. The transcript is spliced from 2 exons. NCBI's taxonomy places the organism in Eukaryota, Metazoa, Chordata, Actinopteri, Salmoniformes, Salmonidae. The record is from RefSeq and is a predicted model, not a curated record. The coding region runs from base 126 to 761 and encodes 211 amino acids.